AUGGAAGCGCACAGUUCUUUGGCGCUUGGGUCGCGAUUUCCUGCAGCAUCCGCCGACCGUCGUCCCGUUGACCCGCCUCCGGUCGUGGAGCUGCGCAUCUACGAGGGUCAAACCUGGGAGAUCGCACAGGAGAAGGACGUCACGUUCGUCUACAAUGCCAACUUUUUUCUAUUUGCCACGCUUGAACAUGCCCGCAUCAUGGCUCAUGCCCGCGGCACCCCGGCAGCUAACACGCCGCCUGUGCUCACCGGCAUGCCCGUGUCGGGUAUGGCGUAUCUUGACCGGCCGCAGGAGGCGGGCUACUUCCUUUUUCCGGAUCUGUCGGUGAGGCAUGAGGGCCGCUACAAGCUUACGUUCAACCUCUACGAAGAAACCAAAGAGGACAAGGACAAGGACCAGGAACGCGAAGGCGAGAGCCAGCCGCCUAUCCCUGGUGUGAAUCCGGCCACAGGAGGCUCGUUCGACUUCCGGAUGGAGGUGAAAUCGCAGGAGUUCAUCGUCUACAGCGCCAAGAAGUUCCCUGGCCUUGCCGAGAGUACAGCGCUCAGCCGUGUGGUUGCGGAGCAGGGAUGCCGCGUCAGGAUUCGCCGUGACGUGCGGAUGAGGCGCCGUGAUGGCAAGGGCACUGGGGACUACGACAAUGCCGAAGACGAGUACAGCCGCAGGAGAAGGACCGCUACGCCUGUUGACACGCGGCCCGACUACAACCGAGCUCGUUCCAUGAGUGGCAGCACGGAGCGGACGCCCUACUCGGCGGCCGACCCCCAGCGACGACCGUCGAUGGCUGACUACCCGUCAGGGUAUUCGCAGAACCCCCCGCCUGGUGGACACUUGCAGUUCUUAGGUGGGAAUGCGAGCUCGCAAUAUCCUGCCGCACCACCACCGAGCUUUGCUCAGCCGCCAUCCGUGCCUGCAUCGCCCGUGUAUCCACCAAGCCAGGCAGCCCCAUACCCAAUGCAGUCCUCAUUCCCGCCGCCUCCGCCGCCGCCGACGGCGAAGUCGCACAGUCGAGAGCGGACGCCUUCGCAGCCGGGGUAUCCCCCGAUCAACCCGGCGCCACCGCGCCGUGAGAGCGUGCAGCAUGACUACCGUCCUCAGCUGCCACCCCCGAGCCUGCCGGCCCAUCGCCCUCCGACACCGCAGCAGAGGCAGAUGCCGCCACUGAAGCCUCAGCUUCCUCCGCUGCACAUCGACAACGGCAUUCCCAGUGUGGCCCGUCUGCCCAUGCCUAGCCCGACGACUCUGGGCGCCCUUCCUCGUCCUCUCGCGGCCCUUACCAGCAGCAGCAAGGGACCCGUUCACCCGGCCACGCUGCCGCCGCCGCCGCAAUAUGCAGGCAGCAAGCGGGCGCGCGAUCAGACAUUCAGGCAGGAGGAAGAGCAGCCUCGGUUCCAGGACGGUGCGCGCGAAAAGGCUACGGCGGAAGACAUUCGGGGGGAUUACGAACGAGCAAUGCUUUUCAAGCGCGCCGAUGGCAGGAUCAGUCAAUCUAUUCACUUGCCGUUCUAA
Messenger RNA from Chaetomium strumarium, 1509 nucleotides. RefSeq names its product velvet factor-domain-containing protein. The record is from RefSeq and is a predicted model, not a curated record. Bases 1 to 1509 code for a protein of 502 amino acids. Lineage: Eukaryota; Fungi; Ascomycota; Sordariomycetes; Sordariales; Chaetomiaceae. The transcript is spliced from 3 exons.